Tuber aestivum (summer truffle) is the source of this 4743-nucleotide messenger RNA. The record is from the annotation of a GenBank genome assembly. NCBI's taxonomy places the organism in Eukaryota, Fungi, Ascomycota, Pezizomycetes, Pezizales, Tuberaceae.
GUAAAUAGAAAAAUAGAAAAAAGUCGGGGAAUCAAAAUUCUGAUUUCCUCCCUUCCCAUCAGCCUGCGACGGAAAUAGCGGGAAGUAUUGUCGGUGAAUGAAACAUGGGAAACAAAUGAAGAGACGCCGAGUAAGCUGGGGUUUGGAUAGGGUUUGAAAUUGGAGGAACCAACCCAUAAGAUGCUCAGGAUUGGUUUGGGGCUGGGUCUGCUAUUUUAGGGAAUCCACCAGGGAAGGGAAGAGGCAAAGAGAUAGGCGGUACGGGGAUGAGGGGUCCGGCGGUAUGCUGGCGGUGCAGAUUAGUUGGGGGAUGAUAAAGGGGUUCCAUGCUUCUUUGCAAGCAGGGAAAUGGUUGAAACCGGGGGAAAAGAUGAAGCGAAAAGGGUGCCGAAGUUCAGGGCCCAGGGCCAAUGUUGUACAGGUAUGCGGGCUCCCGUCUCAACAAUCUUGUGGGGUAAGUGCUGGCCGGGGGGGAGGUCGUGGUGAUUGAUGCCGGUAGUCUAUUGGAGAGUUUACUUGUAAGUUACAAGCGAUGAUACCGGCACUCGAGUACAGUCCCAGUGCAGUACAAUGCGAGUACCGUACCGGUACUGUACUGUACGAGUGCCGUACCGACCAAGAAGUGAGAAGUCCGAAAAAUACGUAAGCGGAGACAUGGACAGCGCACUAACCGCAUAUUUCAGAUACAUGGACACAAUGUACAGUAGCGGUGGUCUCGGGGGGGAGAAAACAGCUCCCCGCUUUCCGAGCGGUGGGGCUUGUGAGCCUUCGACUCAGCCAGAGAGGCAGGCGUGAUUGCCCCAGAAACGCCGCGGAUGCUGCUGCGGCCACAACUAUCAACAAAUCAUCGAAACUCAAAUCCAAAUAAAUUCCUUGCACUCGAAAUGUAAAUGUAAAAUAAUUGCUGCCAUUCGUCUGUUCACCCGUUUCCUGCCCAUUUCAUUAAACCUUAGCACGAACGCCUGUAUUUGUACCGCCCUCUCCCCGUCCGUAGCAGGCGAGAAGGCCCUUCUAUCAUGCGAAGAGGAGGAAGGAGAAAGGAAAACGAGAAGCCCGCUCCUCUCACACUAGUGCUUAGUCAAAGAGCCGAUGAAGCUACGAUAGAGAAACGGAGGAAAAGAGCCAGUGGGCAGGGGAGAGAUUGCUGGGGAGUUGGCCUGCAAGCCUGGAGGCAAAGUGUCAUAUCGUAUGAAGUACAUAAGGGGACCGGAUCCAGAAGAAACGUUCUGUUGCCCUCUCCUAACUUCCAUGUUUGAGCGGCGGCUACGGUUCUCUCGCCAUACUAAAGUGGAUCGACCCUCCCGCCAAGUACAAAACUUGCCUCCUUUCCCAACUCAAACUUACCCUCCUGCUUCCUACUUCCCCACCAUCUCAACUUCCACAACACCUCAACUCAACCCUCUUUUCUCUCCUCCUCACCUCUCCGUCAACUCUUCCUCGCUUCACUUUACGCCCUCGAUGUGAGUAUUCCUCUGCCUUGCUCCUAUUUAUUUCCAUCUUUCUAUUCCUCCCUUCCUUUACAACUUCCUUUUCUCCCUCCCCCUUCCCCCCCCCCGUUCCCUAUUCCUGCGUUGUUGUCCUCUGGCCCCAACAUCACCGUCUCCCUGCUCGUACUGACCCCGCCUUGUCCACAGCCGUUACUCCCACAACCUUCAGCCAAUAACACUCCCAUAACCACCAGUUCGAAAUGGCCCUCAAGAGAAUUAACAAGGAGCUCAGUGAUCUCGGAAGGUAUGGCUUUUUCCCCUAUACUGCUCCAAAAAUCGGUUUUCGCUUUGGCUCCCCUUGAGAGUCGCGUGAGGGGGCGUUGCCUAUCGGUUGAAAGUUGUUGCUUGUUGUUGAUUUGGCACUUGGAGCUAACUGUUUACCCUUAGAGAUCCACCCUCUUCAUGCAGUGCUGGUCCUAUUGGCGAGGAUCUGGCAAGUUUUACCUCCAUCCUUUCCCCCUGAAAGAUUUCUUUGACUUCAAACGGGGUUUGCUAUUUAAGCUUUCUUACCAGUUGGGCGUCGUGACGUUUGGAGACGGAAUACUGACGUCCUGUUUAGUUUCAUUGGCAAGCAACCAUUAUGGGUCCUGUAUGUUGACCCUUGCUUGGGAGCUUCCUUUAACGAGAUAUGAUCGAGCCAAAGGCCCGGCCCGAGUCAUAGCCGAGGCGAAUGUACUUGCUAACCCGUGUUUUUUUGUCAUCCUUAGGCAGACAGCCCUUACUCCUCUGGAGUAUUCUUUCUAUCCAUCGCUUUCCCCACCGACUAUCCCUUCAAGCCUCCCAAGGUCAACUUCACCACCCGUAUCUAUCAUCCAAAUAUCAACGCCAAUGGUAGUAUCUGCUUGGAUAUCUUGAGAGAUCAAUGGUCGCCAGCUCUUACUAUCUCUAAAGGUACGUACCUUCCUUGUCAUUGCCGUAUCUUUGCAAGCUACUCGAUCUUCACAUGAGCCCUAUCGCUAGGAAUAGGUUCUUUUCUUGGAAAAAAAGCUAAAUUUUUUUGCUAAUCGUUUGUCUCCAGUUCUACUUUCUAUCUGUUCGAUGCUCACAGAUCCGAACCCCGAUGACCCCCUUGUACCUGAGAUUGCACAUGUCUACAAGACCGAUCGUGCCAGGUAUGAGGCUACGGCCAGGGAGUGGACUAGGAAGUACGCCAUUUAGUGAUGGGCGUGGUACGGAUCAUGGUGGACUUGGCGGAUGGGCAUUCUUUAGUCUGUUUUUUUCCAUUAGGGAUGGUGCAAAUUAAACAACCUUUUCUGAUCCUCGGUGGUGGAGCUUUUAUGUUUAACGGGUGGUGGGUGAACUCAAACAUUGCGACUUGUAACGAAACAAACUUUAGCUGGUAUCAAACUUGUGGUGUUUUAUGGGGGGGCUAGGGAUUCUGUAGCUGGUGUGUUGUCAAAUUUGCAAAUAAUGCGAGAAACUGUUAUAUUAUACUUACCCUUUGUAUAGCUGUGGAGUCAUGGAUAUCAUUUUAUUUGAUCCCCCUAACAUCAACAAGUCGCUAGGGGAGAAGAACCGCAUCUUGUCUGAUACAAGUCCCAUAUAAUUGGUCCUCCCUUCCUAACCUCGCCAUCCCAUCCCAUUAACCAGCCAGUCGCUCGCCUUCCGUUACACUCUGGUGGCUGAUAGCGUAGCGGCACAAGCAACAUCACCUUCUCGAACCGCUUUGCCACCUAUCCCGCAUGAAGCUACAGCACUCGUACAGGCGCCUAUUGUCCUCAAGCCCUACAGCGUUCCGUAAUUUGUAGCCGGAACAGCGCAUGGAUGGCCAACUUGGCUAGCCCCGUACCACGGCACGUUCGUGCCGAAGCCCCACACCGUCUUGAUGCCGAACAUUGCUUUGAUCGCACACACAGUACUGUACUCGGGGUGGGAAGGGGUGCGGUAGGGCACUGUAUCCGAGUAUCAUGAUAUAAGCCUGUAUAGCAAGAGUAUUAUUGUUUUUAUUCCAUUUCUACUUUUUUCGAAAAGCCUCCAAUCAAGUCGAUUACCGUACCGUGCUCCGAGACCAUUGCAGUCCACUGAUGAGUAGACUAAUCAAGUCCGAAGAACAGUGGUUUAUGAUAAUAGGGCUGUGGUCGUACUGUGCACUAUGGAGCACAGAAUUUGUCGGUAUGAUGCUGUACCGCCUGUUAUGUACUGUACGAGUACCAGCACUCAGCACCGCGUGUAAUUUAGACUAGUGGUGGUGCUGAGGGGAAAAUCGUGCAGACAGCCAGCGGGCCGGGUAAGCUGAGGUCUUUUCCAUACCAUACCAGACCAUACCGUAGCAUCGCGUCAUGUCAUCCAUCACAACCGGUAAUUUACUCACCAGCUCAGCGCGCCUGCUGGACCUGAAGUCGCCAUGAGUUACGUUGACUCGGGCCAGUUGGAAAAGCAAUCUGUUCUCUCUCUCUCUCUCUAACUUGUCUGUGUGAGUGUGAUGUACGAGCACGGUAGCUUGGAUAUCACGGUUUCUGCACCGCGGCUCAAGAAUACUAUUCUUCUUUGUUGGCUGAUCGAGGGUAGUAUCCGGUGGGUGGAAUGGAUCUGAUUAGGUUGUGUUUGUCUCUUUGUUCGGCAGUCUCAUACCGGUGCACGAGGAGAGGUUGUGCAGUUCUAUGAUGGUUCUGAGCUGUGCUGUGGGGCAUAAUAUCAUACGGCACUAUACGAGUACAGUAUAGUACAGUACCAAACCGUGGGAACGUUGGGGCCUGGUGCAGUGGGAAUUUAAUGCCCUUUCUCCCCCCUCCUUCCCAGAAGGAGAAAUUUUUUUUUUUUGAGGAAAACGUUCGAGAUAUGAUAUGAUAUAUCAUACCAUCAUUGAAUAAAAAAUCUAAAAAUCUGAAGCAGCUAUGAUAUGAAUAUGAUACUACUACGAACCCCCUUCCCCGAUAUUUACCCUGGAGAUACUCAAAGUGAUAGGAACAAUGAAGAUCAUGAAAAUUGUCCACUUGGGGCAAAAAAUUACUGUAUACCUCUAUUCCCCCCCCCCCCUAUCUCUGUUUCAGCCCAACCACGGGGGUACGAUAUGCUCUCUCGGCGAUAUCAUAUCAAUCAUAAGGCAGGGGGUCGAAAUAUCGCUCAACUUUCGCCUAGCCAGGCAGAUUUUGAAUGCCCAAUGGGCUGGUCAAGAAGAAGAAAGAAAAAAAAUUGGGGAACUUCCCCCACUUGACGUUUACUGCUCGCGGCUUUUUUUCUUCCUCUUGGGAAACGAUAUUUUUGGAAAAGACUGUGAUGGUAAUUUGGCAAACCAUCGUAGGACAUGUAUCAUAUC